GGGUGCGUCAUUCCCGGUGUAUUACGGUAGAAGCGGAGCGCGAGGGAUCAGGAAGCCACUGUACGGUCCUCAUGAAUCCCUGUAUUCAUCCCGGAGCUGUGCUGAGUGUGCACCAUGUGGUAUGCAUGGUGGGCGUGUCUGGUCCUGUCUGUCCUCCAGGUCACAGGAAGUGAUGUCACUGGACCAGAUAAGGACCGCCUCCCUAACUUUAUUCUGAUAAUGGUGGACGACCUGGGCAUUGGGGAUAUUGGUUGUUAUGGUAACGACACCAUCAGGACGCCUCACAUCGACAGACUGGCCUCAGAGGGGGUCAAACUGACCCAGCAUCUGUCUGCUGCCCCCCUAUGCACGCCCAGCCGCACUGCCUUCCUGACCGGACGCUACGCCCUGCGCUCGGGCCUGGGCAGUGAGGGCCGAGUGCAGGUGCUGCUCUUCCUGGGGGGCUCUGGGGGGCUGCCUCCCUCUGAGACCACCUUCGCCAAGAGGCUCCAGCAGCAGGGCUACACCACCGGCCUCGUGGGUAAGUGGCACCAGGGCGUGAGCUGUGAGCAGCGCGAGGACCACUGCCACCACCCAAACCUGCACGGCUUCUCUUCCUUCUACGGUCUGCCCUUCACCUGGUUCAACGACUGCGUGCCUGGGCAUGGGAGCGACAUUCUGGCCGACCUACAGAAGGUGCUCCGUAGUCUCACCCUGCUGCUGGGGCUGGGGUUGGUCACACUGGUGUGUGUGCACUGGUGUGGUCUGGUGGACCUCAGCUUCUCUCUCCUGCUUUACCUUCUGCUCCUCCUCCUGCUCCUGACCUCGGUGUGGGUGGUGCCUUUCGGGAUGUUGCGCAGGUGGAACUGUGUGCUGAUGAGGGACAGGGAGGUGGUGGAGCAGCCCAUCAGGGCGGACACUCUGCCUCUGCGCCUGCUCAGAGAGGCCCAGGCCUUCAUCCACAGGAACAAAGAGCGUCCGUUCCUCCUGUUCUUCUCCCUGGUCCACAUGCACACACCACUCUUCAAAAACCCACAGUUUAUGGGCAAAAGUCGACACGGCCUGUACGGGGACAACCUGGAGGAGAUGGACUGGAUUAUAGGCCAGGUGACUGAGACGGUGGAUUCACUGAGCCUGUCCAACCACACCCUGAUGUACUUCACCUCAGACCAUGGAGGACACCUGGAGGACAAGGACGCCACGGGGCAGAAGGGGGGCUGGAACGGGAUUUAUAAAGGUGGAAAGGCGAUGGGGGGCUGGGAGGGGGGUAUCCGGGUACCGGGGAUAUUCCGAUGGCCUGGCAGGUUGCCCCCUGGUAGACAGGUGCAUGAACCCACCAGCCUCAUGGACCUAUACCCCACCCUCAAGUACCUGGCCCGGGACACCCAACCAGACAGGCUCCUGGAUGGUCACAACCUGAUGCCUCUGCUGGAGGGGACAGUCCACAGAUCUGAGCAUGAGUUUAUGUUCCACUACUGCGGAGUUUACCUCAACGCCGUCCGCUGGCACCCCCCGGGAAGCGACUCUGUUUACAAAGCCCACAUGUUCACUCCAAACUUCUCUCCGGAGGGCGCUGUGGGCUGCUACCAUACUCACGUCUGCAUGUGCCAUGGUGAUUACGUGACCCCACAGACUCCGCCCCUUCUGUAUGACCUCACCCACGACCCCUCGGAGUCCCGCCCCCUGACCCCGCAGGCAGAGCCGCGGUACUACGAAGUGCUGGAGCAGGUGGAUGAGGCUGUGCGGAGACACCGACAUACGCUGAAGGAACAUGUCCACCCCGAGGGCCCCUCUGCUCAGAUGUCCUGGUCCCGAAUCCUCUGGAGGCCCUGGCUCCAGCCCUGCUGUGGGACAUUCCCCUUGUGUGGGUGUGAGGAGGAUGCACACAACAUGACAACUUUUUAAAGGAAUCUUGAUGCCUCUGAGGCUUUGUUAGACUUUAAUUUGAGCUUUGUUUAAAAAAAAUCUGACCUGAGAAAACUGACUUAGCCGGAGUUACAACAAGUGAGAUGAUUUUUACUGUUACAAAAAUCACUCUCAAAUUACUUUACAGUCACAACCUAGCUAGCAACAAUUAUUUCAGUUGGUCAAAUCACUCUCACCUUUUUGUUGAAAAUGAAACUCCUAAACAGGACCAUGAAUGUACACAUUUAACACUCACUCCUGAAAAUGCGUUUUUUAAAUCUUUUUUUUUUUUACUUUUUAGACUUAAAACUCAGAUUUAAAACUAAACUUCACUUUUUGGCAGUGUUUGCUAAUGUGUGCAUUGUGUCAGUAGUAACUGUUGAACAUUCCACCAUAGAAAUACAUGCAGAACACCACAGACAGUUUUCAAGUUUGGGCCCAUGUUAACCUUAUGGUUGCUAGGUGACAGUUAUGGAAUUUUCUCUACGUCUGUCACAUCUAUAGAACCAGGAAGUAAAGUGAUACAAGUGAUACAAAAUAAAAGGGACAAAGUAGGUUGACUACCGACUAGUACUGACUAUCUCAUGUUUCUAUUUUGCUCUUCAUGUUUUAUUUUUUAUUUUUUUUUACAACAUUGUAUAUUUGUUAUCUAACCGCUGCUUUAGGGUUAUUGUGCAAUCAGCUUCAGCAAUAUAUCACAUUUAAAGAUGUGUUAUCAUGACAAGCCUACUCCUGUUGGACAAAAAGGACAUUGAGUGCUUUAUCUUUGAUCCAGUUGGACAGUAUUACUGUUUUUUUUGUUUCACUAUUUAAACUGUUGUCAAUGAUUUAGUCACAAAGACCAUGUGAGUAGAUUUCCUGAGGAGGGCGUUGUAAAAUAAGUGCAAUAAAUCUGCUGUCAAGCAACUAAUGAUGUAGUG
Messenger RNA from Periophthalmus magnuspinnatus, 2804 nucleotides. RefSeq names its product arylsulfatase H (gene arsh). The coding region runs from base 115 to 1884 and encodes 589 amino acids. Gene Ontology annotation, molecular function: arylsulfatase activity. NCBI's taxonomy places the organism in Eukaryota, Metazoa, Chordata, Actinopteri, Gobiiformes, Gobiidae. The record is from RefSeq and is a predicted model, not a curated record. The transcript is spliced from 11 exons.